Erigeron canadensis is the source of this 753-nucleotide messenger RNA. RefSeq lists its product as uncharacterized. Lineage: Eukaryota; Viridiplantae; Streptophyta; Magnoliopsida; Asterales; Asteraceae. The transcript has a single exon. The record is from RefSeq and is a predicted model, not a curated record. Bases 1 to 753 code for a protein of 250 amino acids.
AUGAAAUACAAUGAGAUCUCUCAUAUUAGCCACCCCGAACACCUGCUCCAAUACGACUAUACCCAAGUCCCAUUCAAGUGUGAUGGAUGCAAUGAACCUGGAAUAGGAUCCAACUACAAGUGCACCACAUGCAACCAUGACUUACAUGUCCAUUGUGCCCUUCCAUCACCUUCAAUCUCCCAUCCUUUCUACAGAAAAUGUACCUUUGAAUUCCUCACCACGCCACCAGGAUCAUUACCCCGCUACUGCAACGCAUGUCAAAAAGACAUUACUGGGUAUGUGUACCACUGCAAGGAUUGUGGUUUCGACCUACACCCAUGUUGUGCAAAGCUCCCGACCAUGUUGAAUGAUGGUGAGAUUAAGCUGUACUUGUGCCGCAAAGUGAGGUCAGCCUGCCACAAAUGUGGUAAGAAAGGACGCAGUUGGAGUUAUAGGUCAACAUGCAAAAAGUAUAACUUACAUGUGGCAUGUGCAAAGGAGAUGUUGGUGGAGAGUUGGCACGAUAUAUAUUAUGGAGUCGUGUAUGGGGAGAACAACAAUUAUAACGGUGACAUGUAUGGAAGAAGUUGGAAUUUAGAGACUAAAAUUCCCAGCUUAAAAGGGACACUACAAAGUUAUCAUAAAAAAAGUAGAAAGAAAAUGAAGAAAUGCUGUCAAAUAGCUGGUUUAGCAGUGCAGUUUGUGAUAUCAGCAGUUCUUGGUGAUCCCACUACCCUAAUUGUUGGUGUUGUUGCUGCUUUAAUGUCAAAAUAG